AUGUCGUUCGAGCAAAGAAACCGGGAGGAUUCGCUGGUUGCAGAACUUGGUCUCACCACUCACUUCCAGAAUAUCCCUUCGUCGAUGUUUACCGCUUUCAGAUGCUUCUCCGGGGAGUGCUUCGCAGCGUCAGGUCUGCCAAUUGCAGCCGUCCUGGAGGAUUCCCAUGGUUUGCCUUUCGUCCUGGGCUACGUGGUCUGCUACAUGCUGGUCUCGUUGGGAAUCUACAACGUGAUCCUGGCAGUUUAUGUGGACAUCACCAUGAGAGCUGCGAAGGAGUCGGAGGCCGUGACUGCCGAACAGCAUUCUCGCGAGUCCAUCCGGAUUGCCCGCACGACACGUGAGCUCUUGAAGAAGUUUGCGGCGGCCUACAGGCAGUUUCAGGAUCUGGACGAGACUGAGACCUCGAACAAGAAGCACCUGGACUUCAGCCCAAUGGAGUCCAACUUCACCGACGAGGACAUCCACGGCCACAUCGCCAUCACGAAGGAGCUCUUCCUUCUCGUCAUCCAGGACCAGUCCGUCCAGUUCCUAAUGGAUGAGCUGGAACUCCCCCAUGACCGCGCCAACCUAUUCGAGAUCAUCGAUGCUGACGGGAGUGGUACACUUCACGUCACCGAGUUGGUUCAGGGCCUGCUAAAGAUUCGCGGGGAAGUCAAGAAGAGCGAUGCUGUCGCUACUCUGCUCGCGACGAAAGCGAUCCAGAAUCAAUUGGUGGAACCUUGGUGUCAUUGUUGA
Molecule: messenger RNA, 738 nt
Organism: Symbiodinium sp. CCMP2592
Lineage: Eukaryota; Dinophyceae; Suessiales; Symbiodiniaceae
Source: the annotation of a GenBank genome assembly